AUGAAGUAUCUUCUAGUGCCAAUAUCAACCAUAGGAUGCGGCAAAUCUACAGUUUUCCGCAUUCUUAAGGAGCUUUACCCAACGUGGGCGCAUGUGGAAAACGACGACUGUGGAUCGAAAAAAGAAUUCUAUAACAAGAUCUCCCACCUGCUUGAAAACCACCAGGUUGUGCUUUUGGACAGAAACAAUCACCUUGCUCUUCACCGCAAACAGAUUGUCGAGCUCUACAAGAAGCCAGAUGUCACCUUGAUUGCUCUUGUCUUGGUAAGGGCAGAUUCUGAUCGCAAACACUUGUGGAAUACUACAUUCAAAAGAGUCGAAAAGAGAGGCGACAACCACCAAAGCAUAGCCGGAAGUUCACAGAAGGGACUCGCCAAGGCAAUAAUGAGUAAGUUUUUGAAAGAUUUUUGUCCAUUUGACCCCACGAGCGAAGCCGACGCUGCGUUUGAUUAUUAUGUUGAUUUGGAACUCGGCGACAAUUCUUCUAUGGCCAACGCUGGACACGUUAUCAAGUUCUUGCACACUUUGAACCCAGAGCUUGUUCCUUUAAUACCAGACCCAGAUACGCUACGAAGAUUGUAUGAAAAGAGUCUAGGGCAGGAAAAGUCGAUCACACCCAGACAACAGAAGAUGAGACGAGAAAAGAAUAGAGAAAGCCAUCCUGCGAGCCCAAAGACUCUUAGUAAAAGAAGAAACAGGGCCAAUGAGACGGCGUAG
Messenger RNA from Clavispora lusitaniae ATCC 42720, 717 nucleotides. RefSeq names its product tRNA ligase kinase domain family protein. The record is from RefSeq and is a predicted model, not a curated record. Gene Ontology annotation, cellular component: nucleus. Lineage: Eukaryota; Fungi; Ascomycota; Pichiomycetes; Serinales; Metschnikowiaceae. Gene Ontology annotation, molecular function: ATP binding; RNA ligase (ATP) activity. Gene Ontology annotation, biological process: tRNA splicing, via endonucleolytic cleavage and ligation.